CAACUGGAACAUCGUGUAGUUUUGCUCUGAGUGUUUUUUUUUUCUCCACAGACUUUAAACUUAUCACUCUAUCUAAUUUGAAGAUACACAGUGGGGGGACCAUUGCAGAGUGAGAUUCCUCGCCACUCUGUGGGAACUAAUUGACUGUGUUAUUGCAGCAAUUUGGUGUACAAACUGAUUUGCUGCCACUGAUCGGAGGAGGCGAACAGGUGAAAACAUGAAGGUGCUGGGUCUUGCCCUGCUUUGUUUAUUGUGGUGGCCUGAACCCACAGAGGCUCAGUUUCCUCGAGUGUGUUGUACAGUGGAGGGGAUUCUCUCCAAGCAGUGCUGUCCUGCUCUGGGCUCCAAUCCUGCUAAUAUCUGUGGCACUCUAUCAGGCAGAGGAAGCUGCUCCAAUGUUCAAGUCGACAGCAAACCCUGGGGAGGACCGUAUCGACUGAGAAAUGUGGACGACAGAGAGAGAUGGCCGACCAAAUUCUUCAAUCAGACUUGCAGGUGCACCGGAAACUUUGCAGGCUUUGACUGUGGCCAGUGUAAAUUUGGUUGGACUGGACCAAACUGUGACCAGAGGAAAGCCCCCGUGGUGAGGAAGAAUAUCCACUCGCUCACUCCUGCGGAGCUCCAGGAGUUCCUGGAUGUGUUGGACCUGGCUAAGACCAACAUACACCCAGACUAUGUCAUUGCCACUCAGCACUGGCUUGGACUCUUAGGACCAAAUGGAACCGAGCCCCAAUUUGCCAACAUCUCCAUCUAUGACUUCUUCGUCUGGCAGCACUACUACUCUGUGCGAGACACUCUUCUUGGUCCAGGUCGUCCAUUCAAGGCCAUUGAUUUCUCACACAAAGGGCCAGCCUUCAUCACCUGGCACAGGUAUCACCUCCUCAGCUUGGAGAGAGAGUUACAGAGACUGAGCGGCAAUGAGAACUUUGCAGUACCGUACUGGAACUUUGCCACGGGACAGAGUGAGUGUGACGUGUGCACCGAUGCUAUGCUGGGGGGCCAAAACCCAGACGACCCGUCCCUCAUCAGUAACCGGUCCAGAUUCUCCAGAUGGGGGGUGGUGUGUAACAGUUUGGAUGACUACAAUCGCCUGGUGACUCUUUGCAAUGGCACCAAUGAGGGCCUCAUUCGCAGAGGUGUAAUGGACAGAUCUAACAUGAGUCUGCCCACCAUGAACGAUGUCAGAAGCUGUCUCAAUCUCAGGGACUUUGACAGCCCGCCAUACUUCACCAACUCUACCUUCAGCUUUAGAAAUGCUCUUGAAGGGUAUGACAAACCAGAUGGAGAGCUGGACGAGUCAGUCAACAACCUGCACAACCUGGUCCACUUCUUCCUCAAUGGAACCAGCGCUCUGUCUCACUCGGCAGCCAACGACCCCAUCUUUCUGGUGCUCCACGCUUUCACGGAUGCUGUUUUUGACGAGUGGUUGAGGAGGGUUGUUCCAUCCAACGCUACCUUUCCUGAUGAGAUGGCCCCCAUUGGUCACAACAGGGAUUACAACAUGGUCCCCUUCUUCCCACCGAUCACUAAUGAGGAGAUCUAUGUUCCUUCUGAGCAGCUGGGAUAUUCAUACGCCAUUGAUCUGGAGGAUACAGACGGUGGAGCGAGUGUGUUUGUGCUGGGCUCCACUCUGGGUGGUGUUUUCAUCGGCCUUCUGGUCCUUCUGCUUAUCUUGGUGCUCUACCUGCGGCAAAGGAGAAAUCGAGGCUUCGAACCUCUGAUAAAGGCAGAGUUCACAAAUAAAAAAUACACAGAGGAAGCCUAGAUUUCACACACUAUUUGGAAAUGCACACCAGUGCUCGUACUAAAAAAUAUGAUGCAGAAUAAUCCUUAAUGUACUGUAGACCUGAAAAAGGAAAAUGUAAAGGCUGCAAAUGAAUAGCACAGCUUAGAUAAAUAAUGCAUCAAAUUGCAUAUAAGAACAAUGAUGUGACUCAUGCCGUGUCCAUUAAAAUUAUUGCUGGAACUUACUACAGUACAAGUUUCUUGUGAUACAAAUGUCUGCACCAGACAAAUAAACGUGUACUGUGACUUAA
Molecule: messenger RNA, 2036 nt
Organism: Myripristis murdjan (pinecone soldierfish)
Lineage: Eukaryota; Metazoa; Chordata; Actinopteri; Holocentriformes; Holocentridae
Gene: dct
Product: dopachrome tautomerase
Exons: 8
Coding region: 218-1765 (515 amino acids)
Biological process (GO): melanin biosynthetic process from tyrosine; ventricular zone neuroblast division; positive regulation of neuroblast proliferation
Cellular component (GO): melanosome
Molecular function (GO): oxidoreductase activity; dopachrome isomerase activity
Source: RefSeq, a predicted model, not a curated record